CCCCGUUUAAAAGGCAAGGGAAGGGGGAAAGAAAAUUUGAUUAGCAGCUUCCUUAUCCAGCCAGUUCCUCGCCUGUAGAAAGCUAGCAUCUCAGGACAGCCUCCCCGUACGCUGAUUUAACCCGGCCUUCCCCAAAGGAUCUAAACAGCAAUUUUAACAUGUGCAUGGCAGUCCCCCUUCCCCCCCACACUCCACAACCCCCCUACAAGGUAGGCUGGGAUGACAGAGAAUAAAUAGCCAUCUAGGAAGCAUUUGUGGCUAAAUUUGAACCUGGGAUGCAUCCGAGGAUGGAAAGGAUGCUUAAAUUCGGAGUAUCCACAUUGGUUACCCUGGGGAUUUUAACUGCACCACCUGGAGAGACAUCACAACACAGAAACACACACAUAUAUAUACCCCUUGUCCUUAGAAAACCAACAGGGAGGUUCUAGAUUUCUCCAAGGGAGGAAGUUCUGGGAUUUUGUGUUGUUUUGAAACAGCCCACACACCUGUCAUUAAACUCUGCAUCACCUCAUUGUGAUGAUGGGGUUACCUCAUCAUGAUGAUCACAUCGCUUGGAUGUUAGGAAGGAAGGUGUCAUUCCAGGAGCAGAUUCAUCAUUAACCAUCUUCCUUCACUCGUGUUUCCUGACAUCUGCUGGUGGAAGGAUGUCUAGCAUAGUUUUCAACUGACUGGAAGACAGAGGAGGUGGUCAUCACCCCAGAACCCUCCAGAAUGGUAGCAGAAAAAUUGAAAAACCACAAAAUCAUCUUCGUGGUGGGAGGACCAGGUUCUGGGAAAGGAACGCAGUGCGAGAGGAUCGUCCAAAAAUAUGGCUACACUCACUUGUCCACCGGUGACCUGCUACGAGCGGAAGUCAGCUCCGGCUCGGAUAGGGGGAAGAAGCUUUCGGCCAUCAUGGAGAAAGGAGAGUUGGUCCCUCUGGACACUGUUCUGGACAUGCUGAGAGACGCCAUGUUGGCCAAAGCAAACGAGUCCAAGGGCUAUUUGAUUGACGGUUAUCCCCGGGAGGUGAACCAAGGCGUGGAAUUUGAGAAGAAGAUCACUGCCCCCACCCUGCUGCUCUACGUGGACGCUGGGAAGGACACCAUGGUGAAACGGCUGCUGAAACGAGGAGAGACCAGCGGGCGCGUGGACGACAACGAAGAGACUAUCAAGAAGCGUUUGGAUACCUAUUACAAGGCCACCGAGCCCGUCAUCGCCUAUUACGAGAAGAAGGGAAUUGUCCGCAAGGUCAACGCAGAAGGCACGGUAGAUGAUGUCUUCAAGCAAGUCUGCACUCAUCUAGAUGUCCUCAAGUAAACCCCCUCCUCCGAGGAGCUUCAUCCCCUCCACCACCACCCCCUCCCCCAAGACUCAGAUCUGUGUAGAUGAGCCCCUCCCCUCCCCUUCCCGCCGCUCUGCCUCCCUUUUCAUCUCCAAAGACCGCUGGGGAGGAAGUGGCUUCAUCCUGUUUUCGUGGACAGAGGCCCCAUGGAGGAAAUUUCAAGGACAAUGCGCACGGCUUCCUUAAAACCUCCUCUGGCAAAGUAAAUCUGGCUUUCGUGAGAUGA
This is a messenger RNA of Pantherophis guttatus, 1550 nucleotides long. It is a transcript of the gene AK1, whose product is annotated as adenylate kinase 1. Gene Ontology annotation, biological process: ATP metabolic process; nucleoside triphosphate biosynthetic process. The record is from RefSeq and is a predicted model, not a curated record. Gene Ontology annotation, molecular function: ATP binding; nucleoside diphosphate kinase activity; AMP kinase activity. Gene Ontology annotation, cellular component: cytoplasm. NCBI's taxonomy places the organism in Eukaryota, Metazoa, Chordata, Lepidosauria, Squamata, Colubridae.